UUCAUCGGGGGGGGGGGGGGACGACGGUGUCGUCCUUUCAAUUCAUUUAUCUGCAGGAAUGAUUGCUGCUAUCAGUCUCGCGCUCACCGCCCGGCUGAGGAGCCUUGACUCGAGGCCCUCUCGGCAGAGACUGAGCGGCGAGAAAGUGCGAGCCCCGGCCGGCGCGGUUCGAGCGGCAGGCGCCGGAGCCCGCCUUCCACCGGCCGGCAGUCACCCCGCUUUGCCUGCCCGGGGCCGGGCGGGCGCCGGCUCGCUCCCGGCCGCUGCCUGCUGGCUAAGACUUCGUUAGGUGGGUCGAUCUCCCCCUCCCUCCUCCUCUUCUUCCUCCUCUUCCUCCGCCUCCCAGUCCUCCUCCUCCUCCUCCUCCUCCUCCUCCUGAUCUUCCCUCCUUGGCGGGCGAGGGUGGGGGGGGGCGGGGGAGGCCGGGGCUCGCCCCGCGCAGCCACGAUGCUCCUGGACGCCGGCCCCCAGUAUCCCGCGAUCGGCGUGACCACCUUUGGCGCAUCCCGGCACCACUCGGCGGGCGACGUGGCCGAGCGAGACGUGGGCCUAGGCAUCAACCCGUUCGCCGACGGCAUGGGCGCCUUCAAGCUCAACCCCAGUUCGCACGAACUGGCCUCGGCCGGCCAGACAGCUUUCACGUCGCAGGCUCCCGGCUACGCGGCUGCCGCGGCCCUGGGCCACCAUCACCACCCGGGCCACGUCGGCUCCUACUCCAGCGCCGCUUUCAAUUCCACGCGGGACUUUCUGUUCCGCAACCGGGGCUUCGGCGACGCGGCGGCGGCCGCUAGCGCGCAGCACAGCCUCUUCGCGGCUUCGGCCGGCGGCUUCGGGGGCCCACACGGCCACACGGACGCCGCGGGCCACCUCCUCUUCUCCGGGCUCCACGAGCAGGCUGCGGGCCACGCUUCGCCCAACGUAGUCAACGGGCAGAUGAGGCUCGGUUUCUCCGGGGACAUGUACCCGAGGCCGGAGCAGUACGGCCAGGUGACGAGCCCGCGAUCCGAGCACUAUGCCGCGCCGCAGCUCCACGGCUACGGGCCCAUGAACGUGAACAUGGCUGCUCAUCACGGGGCCGGCGCCUUCUUCCGCUACAUGCGCCAGCCCAUCAAGCAGGAGCUCAUCUGUAAAUGGAUCGAGCCGGAGCAGCUGGCCAACCCCAAAAAGUCGUGCAACAAAACUUUCAGCACCAUGCACGAGCUGGUCACGCACGUCACGGUGGAGCACGUCGGCGGCCCGGAGCAGAGCAACCACAUCUGCUUCUGGGAGGAGUGCCCGCGCGAAGGCAAGCCCUUCAAAGCCAAAUACAAACUGGUCAACCACAUCCGCGUGCACACGGGCGAGAAGCCUUUCCCCUGCCCGUUCCCCGGCUGCGGCAAGGUUUUCGCGCGCUCGGAGAACCUCAAGAUCCACAAAAGAACGCACACAGGGGAGAAGCCCUUCAAGUGCGAGUUCGAGGGCUGCGACCGGCGCUUCGCCAACAGCAGCGACCGCAAGAAGCACAUGCACGUGCACACGAGCGACAAGCCCUACCUUUGCAAGAUGUGCGACAAGUCCUACACGCACCCCAGCUCUCUGCGCAAACACAUGAAGGUCCACGAGUCCUCUUCUCAGGGCUCACAGCCUUCGCCCGCCGCCAGCUCCGGGUACGAGUCGUCCACGCCACCCACCAUCGUCUCUCCCACUACAGACAACCCGACCACCAGUUCCAUGUCACCCUCCUCCUCCGCGGUCCACCACACAGCCGGCCACAGCGCGCUCUCUUCCAAUUUUAACGAAUGGUACGUUUAAAAUCAGAAACAAAAAAACAUGGCAAACCUAUUUAAGAGACUGAGCACUCGUAUACCCAAUUAUUGAAAGAAUCCUGAGAGUCGAGAAACCCCUCGUCCCGAUCCCGCAAACGUUGUUUUUGUUUUGUUUUGUUUUGUUUUGUUUUUAAUCUGCCGGUAAAUCCAGGACUGAGAAAAACAGAGGAAACAGCAAGCCUCUAAUUUUUUUUCAAUUUUCUAUUCCCUUUCUUUCUUUCUUUCUUUCUUUCUUUCUUUCUUUCUUUCUUUCUCUUUCUUUCUUCCUUUUUUUUUUCUUUCUCUCUUUGGAAAAGGCUUGGUAGCUGAAGGGCGGGAGGGGGUGGAAGGGAAGGCGGCUGCCAGACAGAACACGGCCAAAGGCCCUGAGGGCCAAUUUCUUGUUGGAUCAGAACAAGCUCUCUGGGGCUGCAGCUUUUCUCUUUAUCUUCUUGUUUUGCUUUCUUGUAAAUACAGAAUUAUUAGCUUAAAUCUGUUCUGUUGGAUUCUGUAUAUAGCUACACCUCGGUUGGAGUGGGUGGGUGGGAUCGUGGCGUGGUGGUCUUUGCAUUGGGGAGGGGAGGGCCGGCGGGAGGGGGGAGGGGAGGGGGGGGUGGGCGGCCGAAAGCCAACUGUUUGUACUGAAUGGCGAGAAUGUUCUAGUAAAUGUGUACCAAAAUGUGAACUACUUUGUACGAUUUCAGUCUCCACGUCGACCUAACAGAAUAUUAUUGAUAUUAAUGUGCUUUUUUUGUAUAAAGUGCAAACAUUUCGUCCCAAAGUCUGAGUACUUUAGUGCAGUAAAAUGUUGUUUCAUGUCCUGUCAAUAAUUCGUAUAGUACGAGCCUUGGAUCUACGUGUCAAACUGUUCCAUUUGUUUAUGUAAAGUGAUAUUAAAAAAAGAUAUAAACUAUAGCUGUCCAUUGCUUUUGGCAAAAUAUACAACCACACAAUGUAUAUAAUUCCUAGUUUCCAUAUUUAUCCGCAUGUAAAGGGCCCGGUUUAUCCAUGUUACAGCUAUUCAGUAUUUAUGGCUAGAAAAAAAAAAAAAAAACUCGUAUGUACACUUUAGUUUCCAGAACUGUUUGGUAACCUUUCGUACCUUAUUAAAGAUUCUUAAAUCUCGGUGAUUGUGGUAGGAAUUUCUUCUUCGCAUCCCCUUCCCCCAGCAACCUGUGCCAGCCUUAGCGGAUCUUCGGGAAAGCUCUCCAGCCUCCCUUGCCUUCUUUUCUGUCAUUGCAGGUCAUAUAAACGUGAUAAAUGAACGCUACCCUGCUGGCUCUCCGAGAGGGUGUAAUUAGUAUUUAUAUCAAAAUUUAUGAAACAAAUUUUCGGCCUCAGUAUAAUUUAAAUGACCUUUGCAGACAUAGAAUAACAACCAUAAAAAUAACGGAAAUAGAUUGCACAGGCAGCAUCAAUAUUAAUGCGAGCGAACUGUGAGAAGCUCAGGGGCUCUCUCUGUAGCCUUGCAAAUGAACUUGCAGUCAUUCAAGGGUUCAGCUGCACCCCCCUUAAAUCCCCUGGUCUGAAACUGGAUUGUAGAUUUACAAUAUUAUAUUUUAAACUGCUGUCUUCAAUUAAACUAUUAUGGUCAUAACUAAUUUUCAGGAUGCCGAUGCAUGCUUUUCCAGACCUUCCAUCUUUGUACAAAAGUAAAUGUCCAUAAAGCGUUUCACUUAUAUAUUUUUUCAAACAUGAUGCUAAUUUAAAUUAAUUACUUCCUAUGAUAUAUUAUUAUUUCUAUAAUUUUGGUACUGCCAUUAGUUCUCUCAAAAAUACAUCUAGGAAAGAGAAUUAUUUUAUGUAAUGUGAUUAUCUUUCUAUCUCUUUUAUUUAUUUCUCAUUUACUUAAGAAAUUCGUUCCAUUGGCUGGCGUUGAUACAGUAAAUUUGUAAAUGAGGAGACAAUAUAAAAAAAUCUAAAUUACUUGUGCUUAAUGACUGUGGCAGAACGCCUUUUCUCUAAAUCAGAUUGUCUUUCUUGCAGUUUAGUUUGAUAGAUUUGCAAGCUAUGCUGCCUCGGCGAAGUUAGGUUCUCUGGUAGGGACGCUGGUUUCUUUGUCUCUGGUUGUGGCUUGCAUGAUCGCCCCAUUAGGCAGACUACGUAGCUAGAACUCACAAAUCAGGCCCUUGGCUAUGGCUGCGAGGGUGUGGAUGUGUUAGAAGUCCGGGGAGGCAUGGUUCUGCUUCUCUACCAUCCUAUGUAGGUCCUGGAAGUUACAGGCCUAAGAAGGAGAACCUUCUAUGAGAUUCACAUGUCUUUCACAGCAAUAGCAACUUAAGAAAUUAUACCACUGGCUAAUCAUAAAAUAAAAAUGUUAUCCUCUUUAAAGCAACCUCUUGUAUUUCUCAUGUUUAUCAACAAAGUCUUGUUUAUGGAUAUAAGACUUUGCUGUAUUUACUUUAUCGCAUUUGGGGGGUUAACUGUAAAAAAAAGUUCUGUUUAUAACAGCAAUAUUGGCCUUUCAUAAAAAGAGCGCCACCUUGCAAAUUUUGUUGAGAUUUAAAAAAGUUCAAUGCCUGAGCAAGAGUUGCUGUUACUUCUAAAAAUCUGUGAAAUUAAAAUCCUGAUCUGAGUAGGUUUGGGGAUUUAACACUGAGCAACAGUGUGGUAUUUCAAGUGAUAGCUCAACAUUGAGCCAAACUCUAAACACAGAAAAGGAAUAGAGGAGAGUUCAUUUUUCUAAGAAUAACAACAGAUCCAUUAAUAAUCUUUACCCCUUUUUAUUAGAGAUGAGGUUUUCAGGAGAACCUGGUAUGAAUACAAGGAUAGAUUUAAGAGCACUUUUGUGGUUUUGUCAGAGCUUUUAAGAAGACAGCAUAGGAGUCUAUCUUUGAUUUGACUAUUUCUAAAUCAAGUUUACUUCAAAUGUGAAAUUCUGUUGGAUUAUUAUGUACCCAAUGCCCUUUUGCUUUAAUAUCAUAGUGUAAUUACUAAAUAUCACACUAUGGCAUAAGAUUCAUAUAAACUAUUUAAAAAUACAUCUUAGCAGUAAGUAUUUUUUUUCAAAUUUCUAAUAUUCAUGUAGAUUUUUAAGGUCAAAUAAUUUUAUUACCAUUUGAGAAGCCCUCUGUAUGUAUUUAUGAAUAAUCUCACAGCAAAAAAACUUUUAUAAUAGAAGAAACCAUUUAUGUCAAUUUCCUUUUAGCAUUGUUUUCUCCAAUGCCCACCACAAAGAAAAAGUCAUUAAUGAUGUAAGUCACCAAAAUAAUGCUUUAAACUUAAAUGUAGUCUAUUAUUUUGCUGGCACCUUUAAUGUCUGCUUCUUGAGAUGUAUUCUUUAUACUUUUCUUCAUGGGCUAUUAGGUUUUGAAAUUCAUGAAUGUGAACAGAGAAAUAUAUUCUUAGACUCUAUUUAGCAGGAGCUGAAGAUGUUGCAAAUGGCUGGUUUCUAUGUGUAGUUGUGGAUUUUGAUCUAGGCAGAAGGCCGUAUUGGUUCAUAGUGCAUACUGCAUUGUAUUCUGGAUACUACCAAAUGAUUAGGACAGCUAACAAGUUAUUAAAAUGUUAUUUUGUGUCAACAGAAAA
Molecule: messenger RNA, 5312 nt
Organism: Meriones unguiculatus (Mongolian gerbil)
Lineage: Eukaryota; Metazoa; Chordata; Mammalia; Rodentia; Muridae
Gene: Zic1
Product: Zic family member 1
Exons: 4
Coding region: 448-1791 (447 amino acids)
Biological process (GO): central nervous system development; regulation of transcription by RNA polymerase II
Cellular component (GO): nucleus
Molecular function (GO): RNA polymerase II cis-regulatory region sequence-specific DNA binding; DNA-binding transcription factor activity, RNA polymerase II-specific
Source: RefSeq, a predicted model, not a curated record